AUGUCUUCCAGGGUAGCUGGCUCGUACAAGAAGGCGCACACGCUAGAGGCGCGCCUGCGCGACGCGGAGAAGGUUCGCGAGCGUGCUCCCGAUCGCAUUCUCGUCAUCUGCGAAAAGGCAGAGAACUCCCCCGUACCUGAUCUGGAUAAGAGUAAGUUUUUGGUACCGCCGGACGCGACCGUUGGUGGUUUCCUCGUGAGCAUCCGCCGCCGCAUCACCAUGGAAGCUGAGAAGGCGCUCUUUCUCUUUGUGGGCGACAGUGUGCCGGCCAACAGCACCCUCAUGAGCGACCUCUUCAACCGUUACAAGGAUGAGGACGGGUUCUUGUACGUCACGUACUCUGGCGAGAACACAUACGGUUGA
This is a messenger RNA of Leishmania braziliensis MHOM/BR/75/M2904, 363 nucleotides long. RefSeq names its product putative ATG8/AUT7/APG8/PAZ2 (gene ATG8). Gene Ontology annotation, biological process: cellular response to nitrogen starvation. The transcript has a single exon. Lineage: Eukaryota; Euglenozoa; Kinetoplastea; Trypanosomatida; Trypanosomatidae. The record is from RefSeq and is a predicted model, not a curated record. Bases 1 to 363 code for a protein of 120 amino acids.